Messenger RNA from Rotaria socialis, 2274 nucleotides. The record is from the annotation of a GenBank genome assembly. Lineage: Eukaryota; Metazoa; Rotifera; Eurotatoria; Philodinida; Philodinidae.
AUGGAUUUUGAUGUUCUCAAUUUAACAACAAUGCAUUUACUUCUUCACUAUCUGCAACAACUUCAACACUUGGUGGACGAUCAACAUGUUAGAUCUUGUUCAAAACAGCCAUUUAUAUUAGUUCGUAUUCUUUUCACUAUGUCUAUCAUUCCUACCAUUGUAUUAGCUAUCCUCUAUGCUAAUGAAAAAAACGCGAAAUCUACACAUGCUCGCAAUGAUAUAUGUUUGAGUCCAUAUUGCAUAAAAGCAGCUAAUUAUCUAAUCGAUAGCAUUGAUCAAUCGGUUGAACCAUGUGAGGAUUUUUAUCAAUUUUCGUGUGGAUCAUGGCUUAAGAAUACUAAAAUACCUAACGAUGCUGAUGAACAAAAUUCUUUUCAAAUCCUUGACAAACAACUUCAAGAAAAUAUCGUUAAUUUACUAUCAACGGCAUCCACGAAUAGCACUGCUGAGCCUCAAUCCGUGACUAAUGCACGUACUUUGUAUCGUUCGUGCAUUGAUGAAAUGAAGAUUGAAACAGAUGGAGUUGAUGCGAUCUUAUCAUUAAUCAAUACGCAUUUUGAUGGUUGGCCAAUAUUGCAGGGUUCUUCAUGGAAUAGUUCAGCAUUUAAUCUAACAAAUCUAUUACUUAAACUUCGACAAUAUAGUUAUAAUAUUAUCUACCUGAUCGGUAGUCUUACUGACGAGAAUAAUUCCUCGGCCACUAGUAUUUAUGUGGGUCAAGCCUCUCUUGGAUUACUACAACGCCAAUAUUAUGAAAAUGAAACUAAUAUUACAAUUGCCUAUCGACAAUUUGUAUCGAAUCUAGCUCGAGCAUUGACUAAUGAUACGUCAAUGAUCGAUCAAGAUGUCAAGGAAAUAUUCGAUUUUGACAAGAAUAUUUCAAAGUAUCAUUGGACUGUUGCAGAGCAACGAGCUCGAAAUAAUGAAACAGUUCGAACAACAGUUGGCAAUAUGUCUCGUAUAUUGAACACUACUUUUGAUUUCAAGAAUUAUCUCUAUCGCGCAUAUCAAUUUGGUAAUGUAACUCUAAACGAUAUGGAUACUGUGGCACUGCAUGAAAUAGAUUUUCUCAAACAAGUUUCAACUUUAAUUGAUAAAACCUCGCCACGUAUUUUACAAAAUUAUAUUUUAUGGUAUUUUAUGAUGGAUCAAGCAGCACUGAUGCCGAAAAAUAUUCGAACUAUUAAAGAAAAAUUUGAACGAACUAUCCGUGGUACAAGUGCUGAACAGCCAAGAACAGCACAGUGUAGCUCCUUUGUCAAUACUGCGAUGGGUUUUGCUGUUUCGAAACUUUACAUUAAAAAAUAUUUUGAUGAAAAUGCUCGUAAUCAGUCAUUAGAAAUGAUUGAAAAUAUUCGAAAUUCAUUUAUUGAUAUACUCGACAAAUCCACAUGGAUGGACAAUACAUCAAAAGUAAAAGCAAUAGAAAAAGUUAAAGGAAUUGAACAACAUAUUGGCUAUCCUGAUUAUUUGGGCAGUGAGAAUAAUACAAAACUUGAAAAUGAUUAUGCUGCAUAUGUUUUCGAUACGUCUUACAUUCACAAUAACUGGAAAAUUCAAGUAAUACAAUCCAUAGAAAACUUUCAGCUACUUCGAAAACCUGUUCUUCGAAAACAAUGGGAAACUGUGCCACCAACUAUUAUAAAUGCAUUUUAUGAUUCAUCUAAAAAUCAAAUUGUUUUUCCGGCUGGUAUUCUUCAAAUGCCAUUCUUUGAUAAAAAUGCUCCAAAAUAUCUUAAUUAUGGCGGCAUCGGGAUGGUAAUUGGACAUGAAAUCACACAUGGAUUUGAUGACAAUGGACGUCAAUUCGAUAAAGACGGAAAUCGUAUUCCUUGGUGGACUGGUGAAACCAUUGAAAAAUUCAAUAAUCGUAAACAAUGUAUUAUUGACCAGUACAAGAAUUUCAGCGUACCACAAGUUGAUAUGAAGAGCAACGGCGAUCAAACACAAGGCGAAGAUAUUGCUGACAACGGUGGACUGAAAGCGUCUUUUUAUGCAUAUCAAAAUUGGGCUAAAAAUAAUGCAAACAUUGACAAAAAACUGCCAGGCCUAACAAAUUAUUCAGCAGAACAACUUUUUUUCAUUAAUUUUGCUCAUGUUUGGUGUGUUAAAAUGACUGAUUCGGCUGCAUUUAAUCAGAUUCUUACUGGUGUUCAUUCACUUGGAGAGUUUAGAGUAACUGGUCCAACAUCGAAUUUCGAUGAGUUCGAUCGAGCAUUUGGUUGUAAAUCAGGUCAAGGAAAUAGCCGAGUGGAAAAAUGUGUUGUUUGGUGA